Carya illinoinensis is the source of this 1431-nucleotide messenger RNA. RefSeq names its product metallophosphoesterase 1-like. NCBI's taxonomy places the organism in Eukaryota, Viridiplantae, Streptophyta, Magnoliopsida, Fagales, Juglandaceae. Gene Ontology annotation, biological process: GPI anchor biosynthetic process. Bases 128 to 1336 code for a protein of 402 amino acids. The transcript has 4 exons. The record is from RefSeq and is a predicted model, not a curated record.
GCGAUGGUCCCUGUCGGCUUUGGGCCUUGGGGUAUAACCAAGUAACUGUACAAACCGUACCACAAAUGGCGCACCCAGUUCCCAAUCCCCGAAACCCAAACCCACGCCCUUGCCGCUCGUUCCAACAAUGGCGGUCGCGUGGAGGCCAGCGUUGCCUCUGAUCACGAUCUUGGCUCUGAUCGUUUACGAAGAGCGGGUCUCGAUUCCUUCCUGCAAAAUCGUGCUGGGCGCCGCUGAUCUCAGUCAACCAGCCACUGAAUUUGUAGAGGACCCGGAAGACUUGAAGGUGAUGAUGGUCGCCAAUUUGCUCUUGUUAGGUUCCGAAGCUGGCUUUGUUGAGUUAUAUUUCAGAGACUAUUACAUGACCAAAUUCUUUCGGAAAUCUUUCGAAAUUUUGAAUCCUGAUAUGCUGCUAGUCUUGGGAGACAUUUCUGCGAAAGGUUCAGAGUUGACGAGGGCUAAAUGGGUAUCUGUGCUUCAUCAGUUUCACGGACUGUUGGGCCCAUUUCUUGGACUUCCUUAUCAUGUUAUUCUCGGCGACAGGGACAUUGGACAAUGCAGCAGUUUGAAUGUGAAAUCAGUCAAUUGGGUUGCUAGCAACUUCCCAGGAUUGGACUGGGCCGGUUGUGGUGCCUUUGAAAUCAGUAACAUAAGCUUCGUCUCGCUUAAUUCUGUGUCUUUACUUUGUGGCAUUAAUAAUCUACGGUUUGGAGUUGAGAGAGUAGUAGAGAGAGAAAGUGUGGAAUUACAAAUGGAAGCUGAAGACGCUACUGAACCAGUGAAUGAGUAUAGUGAAAUCAGAGAGAUAAACCAUAACUUCGGCUGGAAAGCAAAUACUAUUUCAUCUGGAUCUGGUCCUGUUCUUCUACUUCACUUUCCUUUACACAGGACAGCAGAUGGCAGCUGCAGUGCGGUUGACUCUUUUGGGAAAAGUCUGAAACUUUCACGAGAGAGUUCGAAUGCGCCGGAUGGCAGGGGACUUGUUGGGAUUGGGCCAUACAAGUUAUUGCACACUCUCCCACCAAAUGUUACCGAAUACAUUUUUCAGGCCCUUAAACCAAGGAUUGUUUUCAGUGCACACACCCAUGGAUUUUGUGAUCAUCUUCACCCAGAUGGAACCCGUGAGGUGACUGUUCCGGCCAUGACAUGGAAUUCAGGGGAUGACCCUGGAUUUGUUGUUGCCACUUUCCACAGAAACAGGAAGGCAGUGAGUGUGAGCUAUUGCUCUCUUGCUAGAGAAUCUCAUGUCAUUGUAGCUUAUAUAUCUUUCACAGUUGUGUUUGUAUUAACAAUGCUCAUUGCUAAACCUCCCCUUUUGAGAUGUUUAAGAAGAUGAUGAUUUAAUACGCUGUGUUGUACAUUAUUGUCUUUAUAAAUUUCUUGUAUUUGUACUCUUUAUUUUUAAAUAAAAUAUUUUUUUCAUUUGUUAAA